This is a messenger RNA of Arvicola amphibius (Eurasian water vole), 7565 nucleotides long. RefSeq names its product LON peptidase N-terminal domain and ring finger 3 (gene Lonrf3). Lineage: Eukaryota; Metazoa; Chordata; Mammalia; Rodentia; Cricetidae. Bases 186 to 2588 code for a protein of 800 amino acids. The transcript is spliced from 12 exons. Gene Ontology annotation, molecular function: metal ion binding; protein binding. The record is from RefSeq and is a predicted model, not a curated record.
CGGCAUGAAGCUCCGGGAGGCGAGGUAGAGCCGGGCGCACUGCGAUCCCGCGUUCACGGCAGCGCAGCUCGCUUCCGUCCGCCGCUUCUUCUGCUAGUUUCCUGUUCCUAGACGCCUCUACUCCACGCACGCACCGGCAACCUCCGCAGGUCCCUCUCUCUACGGAUUCAUUUCAGACCGCGCAAAUGUUGAGCUUGCCCGCCGAGCUCGGUAGCAACAACUUAGAACUGGCGGAGCCGGAAGAGCGGGCGGCAUCAGUGGCCCGAGGAGACUCCAUGGCCCACCCAGAGGCAUCUCCCGAGGGCUCUGAACCUCCCCCGAUGCAAGAGCUGGAGCAAACACCGACACCGGGGACCUCGACGCCGGCAGAGUGCAAAGUCCUGCUCAAACAAGCGGACGCCUUGGCAUCCAAAGGGCGCCUUCGGGAAGCCUUCGAGGUAUACAAGCAGCUCUCGGAGAGGCAGCAGCUAGUGGCCGAGCAGCUGGAGCAGCUGGUGCGCUGCUUGGCUCAGAGCUUCCCGCAAAAGGAGCCCGGGGCGCCAGCUCUCUUCGACCAGACCUGCAGCUCGAGCUGCUGCGCAGCGGCCGUGGAAAAGGCAAGGGCGGCCGCGGCCGUGGUCCCCGAGGUAUGGGAUGGCUUUAAGUGCCGGAAGUGUCACGGAUUUCUCUCGGACCCCGUGUCCUUGUGGUGCGGCCACACCUUUUGUAAACUGUGUUUGGAACGUGGGCGGGCCGCCGAUCGGCGGUGCGCGCUCUGCGGGGUCAAGCUCUCGUCUGUUAUGGUGAUCGGUGGAAGGGGACUCGGGUUGCGGCUGGCUGCGCAGCCGGCGCCCCUGAAACUGCGAGUCAACGUGGUACUCAGCGGCCUUCUGGGCAAGUUGUUCCCGGGCCCGGCACGGGCGUCGCAACUCCGGCACGAGGGCAACCGGCUGUACCGCGAGCGCCAGGUGGAGGCGGCUCUGCUCAAAUACAACGAGGCAGUUCGGCUGGCUCCAAAUGACCAUUUGCUUUAUAGCAAUCGGUCUCAAAUUUAUUUCACCUUGGAGUCUCAUGAGGAUGCACUGCAUGAUGCAGAAAUAGCAUGUAACCUUCGGCCAAUGGGUUUUAAGGCCCACUUCAGAAAAGCACAAGCUUUAGCCACCCUAGGCAAGGUGGAGGAAGCACUCAGAGAAUUUCUCUACUGUGUAUCCCUUGAUGGAAAGAACAAGAGAGCCAGAACUGAAGCUCAGAGGCUUCUCUUUAGUUUCUUUUCACCAUCAGUCCCGGGGGAGUCUCAGGAACAUUCUCCCGAUAUCCUGAAGCUGUUGGCACCUCACCCUAGAUUAAAGGAACACGUAGAGUCAAUGGCUACUGAAGGCACCAGCCAUAAUCUACCAAAGUUGUCACAGGAAAGUCCAGAGCUUCCACAUUGUUCAAGUCAGGAAGCAGCACCUCGGGGAGACAGCAGCAGCCUGAAGAACUCAGCUCAAGGAAAAGUGGAUAGUCAAGAGGACAGUGGGAAGGAUCAGAAAGAAAAGGAGCACGAUGCUGCCUCCAUCAGGACCGGCAAAUGCAAGGAAAAGAAAAGGAACCGUUGCCAAAAUAAUGAAAACCAAGAAGACCCGGAUGUGCCUAAUAAAGUCUCCAAACAAGAUCAUCCUGCUGAUAAUGUGGCCAAACCAGAUCUCAGUAUUCCGUUUGCAUCCUUUGAUGCGUCUGACCUUGAAUGCUCACUGUGUAUGAGAUUAUUCUAUGAGCCAAUCACAACACCUUGUGGGCAUACCUUUUGCUUGAAAUGUCUUGAGAGAUGCCUAGAUCAUAAUCCGAAGUGUCCGCUGUGCAAAGACUCUCUUUACCAGUGCUUGCCAUCAAGAAAGUAUAGCAAGAACGUAAUCAUGGAGGAAUUAAUAGCUAAAUUCCUGCCAGAAGAACUCAGGGAACGAAAGCUCCUUUAUGAAGAGGAAAUGGAAGAACUUUCUAACUUAAAUAAGAACGUGCCUAUUUUCGUUUGCACCAUGGCCUAUCCCACUGUCCCUUGUCCCCUGCACAUCUUUGAGCCUUGUUAUCGCCUGAUGAUUCGGAGAUGUAUUGAGACAGGCACAAAACAGUUUGGCAUGUGCCUUGGAGAUCCUGUCAAAGGGUUUGCAGAAUACGGCUGCAUCUUAGAAAUCAGAAAUGUCCAAUUCUUUGCUGAUGGCCGUUCGGUGGUUGACAGCAUAGGCAAGAGGCGCUUCAAGGUGCUUCAACAGGGCCAGCGGGAUGGCUACAACACAGCUGAUAUUGAAUACAUUGAAGAUCAAAAGGUUCAGGGAGAAGACCGUGCCGAACUCAUGGGGCUGCAUAACUGUGUGUAUGAGCAAGCUUCCUCGUGGUUUCAUUCGCUCAAACCAUCACUCAAGAAUCGGAUACUAAAUCAUUUUGGUCCAAUGCCAGAGAAAGAUGAAGAUCCGCAGGUUAGUCCGAACGGUCCAGCCUGGUGCUGGUGGACAUUAGCGGUUCUUCCCCUGGAAAGCAGAGCUCAGCUCCCCUUCCUAGCAAUGAAGUCGCUAAAGGAUAGACUGAAUGGUAUUCGUCGAAUCCUGGCCUUUAUAUCCAGAAACCAAAAUUAGGGGGAGCAGACUGGGGAGGAAGCAUUUCCACCCUCUCCACUGCCUCGGGGUGAUGUUCUUAUAAAAAUGUCUAAUUUCAAUAACAUGUUAACAAAAGAGAGUAUCCUGGAGAGACGUUGCUCUGCUCUUUGACCACACCGAAGUUGAGUAGGAAGACUGAAAGGAUGUGACCUGUUUGACUUUCUGUCUUCAGAUGCUUUUUGACACUAACAGCUAGAGGUGUGGAAGAGCCCAGCAAAAGUUAAUGUUUAGCGUCAGUUUUUCUGAAAGUAGGACUGGACUUGUCUGUCGUAGCUUAGUGUCUGUGUGGUUGGAAUGUGAAGCGGAUGCAGGCGUCACUGUAUUCUGUCACUGACUUGAGGUCUCAUUUCAAAUGGUUCAGGUUUUAUAGAGCAUUGUGUAAAAUAAUGUUCAUACUUCUUUUUGUUUUAAUAAUUUAUUUUUUUGCACUACUGUAUCCUUUUUUCUACAUUUACGUUUGUAACUAUUUAAGUGUACGUUACUGAGAAGUCCAUUGCUUUAUUUAUUGAAGUGGUUGACUGUAUGUAGGGAAGUAACAUUACUAAACAUGUGCAAUGUUCUUUCUUUACCUUUUGCCGGAGUAAUCCCAAGUCUUAGGCUAUUUUAUAUAGUUCUUGUCUAUUCUAGUCGGCUAAGUCUCAAAGAACUUCAGAAGGAUUCUGAGGUGGUUUAUCUUCACAGAUUCCACUCUUUCAGUUUGAGUUAAGUGAUAGAAAAUACUUGAUUUUGUGGUGUGGGAUUGUUUGGGACUUACGCCUUCAUGAUUUGGCAUAGGUUGUGGGGUGUGCGAGAGUGCAGUAAAAGGGUACAUUUUGUGGGUGUCGUGCAGAGCAAGGCUGAGAGAGUUAUUCAAAAACAGAGAGAUAAAUUAGAAGUGUCUUUUAUUACAACCUUUGAGAGGUAUUUGCUUCAGGCAAUCUGAUGACAAGUGUAUUAAUUUCUCCCCAGUUUGGUUAAGGAUAAGAUUGAUAUUUACCGGGUGUUUCAGAGCAAAUGGCAUCAAGACCCAUACCAGCACCUGCUGGAAUACUCGAGGGGCUACUCCAUCUUCAAAUCGUAAAGAAAUCAUAUAGGCUAGAGCCCACUUUUAAAUCUCUAUAAAAGAACCAGAGAACGAAUUUACGAUUUUACGUAAACACUGCCUUCCCUCUUGGUAACAAUGGACCAAAGAUUUCAGUGGGAAAAAAAUUUUCAUGGGGAGAAAAGAAGGGAAAAGGGUAGAAGUAGCAUUGUUUAGCUCGCUUAGUGCUAGUUUGAGUCCUUUGGUAUUAGAGAAAGCUGAAAAACAGUGUGUAAGUGUUUUAAUGGCAGAGAAGAAAAUUAGAGCCAGGAAAAGGAAAUUGUCACAUUUGUUUCUUGUGCAAACGACUACUCCCAGGUGAUUUUGGACAGCUAUGCUGUGUUAUUCACGUGUAGCCCCUCCAUUUUGUUGGCAGGACAGAGAGAGAGAGAGAGAGAGAGAGAGAGAGAGAGAGAGAGAGAGAGAGAGAGAGAGAGAGAGAGAGAGAGAGAGAGAGAUUCAAGGAUCAGUCUGGGAUCUUCUGUAGCCACCGGUGGGGUUUGACUGUGUGAGAGAGGAGGUCUCCAGAUGCUGUCCAAAAGACUCAUAUAAGCGGAAGCUACAUGAGUGGUCAUCUGCACUUGCUUAUCUAGGCUGUACUGUCAGAGCAUCGUCAGCUCAGCUUUGAUGUUUGGCAUAAUCUGGGCGAGUGUAUGUGAAUGCAAGUGUAUGGAAUGGAAAUGCAGGAGUGGACACUAUCUGAGUUAAGUCUAGAGGGCUCCGAGAGCAGGAAAUGAAGAUGUUUUCCCCUUUUGCCUGACACCCAGGUGUAUGGCCAUGGCGAAGUCCUAGUAUGAUUGUUUCCUAUCCUGCAGUGCAAACACAGCAGAGAAAAAGGUCAAAAGCGUCUCCAGGUACUACUUGUGGUACUUCGGCAUUAAUUUAACUGGCACUAAGCCCCAGUUUCCUCGUAUAUGAAAUGGUACUGGAGCUCACUUCAACAGCACAUAUACUAAAAUUGGAAUGGCACAGAGAAGAUUAUCACAGCCCCUCUGUUCGGCUAGCAUGCAAAUUUGGAUAGUGUUCUGUAUUUUGUAUUAAAAGAUGGAAUGGUGGUGAUGUUAAUAGCAUUUAGGUUUCUUAGGGACAUUAAGUUAGACAUGUCAGAAAUUACUUAGCGCAGUGCCUUGAUGAUGAGAGACAAACUCUGUCACCAGCCAUGUCGGACACUGUCAUCAGUAGUCUACAGUUACGUGAAACCCUGCCUUUACCGGCUGUACGCAUUUACAGCCAUUUUAACCUCGGUGGGGAAAGGUCAAACCCCUGAUUCUUGGACCACAGCUUGAUGGUUUGCAAGAAACUCCUACUGGGGGGUGAAACUAGGAAAGCCAGGCUGGGGGUAUGGCUCAGUUGCUUGUGUUUGCCUUAUCUGCAUGGGUCACUGGGUUCUAGCUCCAGUACUGUAGAUAUAGAAGAAACGUGGAUAAAACGAAAGGACUGGAGAACAAACGAGUAUUAGCGGUAGGGACUAAUUUCUAUGUCAAGAAAAUAGCUCCCAUCUUAAUAAGGCCUAAAAAGCAAUGCUAUAUUUGGGGGAUCUAAAAUUCCUGAUAGAAUGGAAGCCUUAAGUUUUAGCUCCAUGAGCAUGGCCACACCAUCCUUCCCUGUUCUUCAAAAUGUGUCGAGAAUUUCAGCUAUAAAUAAUUAGAUUUCACCAUCUAUAGGUUUUGCACAUAGCUAAUGGUAUUUCAUUAUGCUCUCCCAAAUAACAGGCUCUACGAUAGUGUGUUGAGAACCUACCAUGUACCAGGUACUAAACGAAGUGAUCUCAUUCACCUGAAUACAUGGAAUAACCUUUAGACAGCAUUGUUAAGCAACAUAUAUGGAGAAGGAAACAGAGGCUCAGCAAUUUUAAAGAAUAUGCCUAUGUAGCAUGUUCAUUCAAUGAGUGGCCAAGCUUGAUUCUUUGCCUAUCACAUGGCAGAUCUUUCAAUGUUUUGAACAGUUUGUUACACAUUUUAUUCAAUAGACAUGGCAGUCAAAUCACGAAACACCUUAUGAGCUCAAAGUGAGACGUGCCCAACACAUCUCUUGUUAGUCUAAGGGAAAGAGGAAGUUUGGCUCCUUAAUGGAAGUUAAGUUGAGGUACCAAUUGGCAAGAGGGUACCCAAUCUGAGCACAUGGAAAUCUUAGCCUGGCUGCAUAACACAUUCCUCUGAGCAGCCUGAAUCCAUGUUGGGUUUGUUCUCCAGCCAGCUUUUGUUUCAGGGAUGGAGGGAAGCAGGAGAGUAGGCUUUAACUUUCUUCGUGAUGUGCAUGAGUGGGGUAAUCAGUUGAACUUGACCAUCUUUAGCACUUGCAGACUGGUUCUGCUUCUAAGUCUCAGCUGGAAGGACAAGAUUCCCCCCUUGUAGACAGUGCCACUUUCUUGGGUUAGUAUUCCUUUCUAGAGUGGCUGACCCAGUCCUUUAUAGAUUAUUUACUUUGUGUGUGUGUGUAUGUAUGUAUGUAUGUAUGUAUGUAUGUAUGUGUGUGUGUGUAUGUAUGUGUGUGUGUAUAUGUGUGUGUGCAUAUACACACACAUACACUAGGUAGCAAGCAGACCUUAUGCCUUUCUGCUUUGUACCGUACCACUGCUGCUAGCUAAAAACCAGCAAAAUGUAGAAAGAGAAAAAUGAAGAAACUACUUUUCCGUAGAUACUUUGAAGAAAAGGGUGUUUGCUCCUCACUUUUGGGGACAAAGAACUAUUCCAAUAGCUUGCCUUCCUGAAGGUCAGCUGCUUCAAGUUCAAUGCUGCCUCAAUAGCAGAGUUGAGUUACAGCACAUGUGGCACUGCCACCUCUGCCUAUGGAGCUGACCUGGGUUCAGAGAAUCCCCUGUGACUAGCCACAGAAGCCUCAGUGCCUGGGUCACUGCACCCAGAGGUCUCUUACAGCCAACAGGUCCUGUCCUGUUGAUGGACUGCAACCCACCUGGGCCUGCAUUUCCUGUGCCAACUCCAUUUCCGCCUUGUGAAUUUGAACCGUCGAUUCAUUCCUUGGGUUGCAAGCUUGUUGACUGUGUGUCCAUUACUAUUCAUCAAAGUAGACGUGGGCAGGCGGGAAGCCCAUUCUAGGGCCUAAGGAAUGAGAUUUUGAUUCUGGAUGGAAGACAGCUCUGCAAAGCAACCAGGGCAUGGGCUUUGCUUUCUGGCAUCUCUCAUGUACAGAGAGCAGGAAGGGAAAGGAGCCAUGCACAGUGUAUACAUCCAGUUCCAUUUAGAUGGUAGAACCCGCCCAUUCAUUGCUUAACUACUCGAUGCUCUGGACUUUACUCAUCCACAGGUGAAACGAAGAACUUUUCACUUAGAAGUGGGUGUGCCCAACCAUGUUAAGUUAACCUCCGGAGAGAAGUGCCUGGAACCGCUGUUCCUGGUGUCUCUUUCAAGCUUUGGCUUCACAACCUUGUAGCAUUUAAAAACUGUUCGCAGCCACAAAUGUGAUUAACAGAAGUUUACACGGCAACACUGUACCUUGUGUGCAUUAUCUGAAAAGUCCGCUGACUUUCAUCCGUUGUUCAGGUGACGAAGACAACCCGUGAGAUACAAAGAAGAGCCACCAUCGUGCCACCAUCGGCCGUUGUGACAUAAACGUGUCUCAUUAUUGUAUGCAGUUCUCUGCGAUGCCGGGAUUAAAACAUAAGGCCACUUAAACAGUGGCAAGUGUGUGUGUGUGUGUGUUUGGUUACCAUUUGUUUGUUAGGCAACCGUUUUAUUUUUGCACAGAGUUGAAGGGAAAUUAAGAUAACGCUCCCUCCCCACCGAUGCUAUUCAACUACCUCUAUAUGCCUAGUUUCAUUUUAGGGGUUCCCUUCUUCUAAAUCCGCACAUAGCUUCAGCUCAUCUAUGUUGUAAUCGCAAUGUGAUGUAGCCAGUUUGUGUGAAAAUUGUUUGUUCAUUAAACAAAAGUUUGCUGUU